AUGAAAUAAUGGCAUAAUUAAAUUCUAAUUUCAAGUUAAUUUUUUAUUAAUUUCCUCUUGAUAACUUCAACUUUAAAUUAAUAGGUUCCUCAAUUUGGUAUAUUAAUAGUUGAAGUUUAAAGGAAAUACAACAUGCAAAACAAAUUCUUUCUGACCAUAGCGCCAAAGAAUCGAGAUUGUGCAAAAUGCUAUAAUUAAAUUUUUAUUUACAAAAUCUGAAUUUAAUUAUUUCUACUCGUAAAGUCUAUUUGAUGUAUUUCAAUUCGUUAAAUUCGAAUUUUAGAUGAGAUGCCAGUGAUUUUAUUGCAUAUUUCCCUAAAUGUUAAACAGUUUAAUCGGGCACCUACACCACACAAAAUAAUUGCGCAAAACGAGAUUUGUGCAAGUUAAUGUGAUAAAAACUGCGCAAAAAUCAUUUGAUGUAGUCGUUUGUCGCGUUAAUAUGUGCUCGGAUUGCGAAUAUCUUUGUAUAUUCUGAUAACUAAUUUGAAAAUUCAAGUUUUUUAUUAGAUUCUGUACUUUAUCGAACCUUUUUCAACUCCUUGUGCAAAUAGCAAUAGUUCAGACUUAAAUAAAAUAAGCGUUAUGUUAAAUCGAAUAUGGUUAAUUUGGUUAAUAAAAUAAAAUUAGGAAAUAUUUCUAAAAACCAACUUCUCGAAGUUUGAAAAUUGUUUCGAUGCUCCCUAAUGAAUAAUAGAUAUUCUGUAAUAUACAAGGAAAUUAUGUGUGGUAACACCGUCUAUUCUAAUUCAGCCAUUUCCUGUCGCUUGUUGGCGAAUCAAAUUUGACACAAUCCAUUAAAUUCUUUGCUAGUCUUAUUACAAAGAAAUUACUUUAAAUUUGCGCCUUCCAAUCUGCACACUAGUAAAAAUGGCUUCUCAUCUUCAACCGAGUUGUGAAAAUGAUAGUCAAUUACUAAAUACCAAUAUGGAAACUAUUUCACAUGAAUUGAGUUCACUGCUUAUUGGUGGCGAAUUAGAUUCACUUGGUGCAAUUGGAUUAGCUGCAACAACAAAUAACGUUGACGUAGACGGAUUGUCAGUGCCUUACGUAGAGUCUUGUGACACACAAUUAAGUAAUAAGUUUUUGAAGGAUGAUAAAAAUUCUGGAAAUAUGGCUGUGGCAAAAGCUGCAACUGUUUCCCAUUCAAAGAACACCGGGGAGGCAAACAUUUCACAGUUGUAUCGUGAAUAUUAUUAUCAACAGCAACUUCAAAAUCGGCAAAUGCAGCAGCAGCGACAGAAUUUUAAUGUUGUGUCUAAUUUAUUUGGCUCCGGCCCCACACCUUAUUCAAUUGCGGCAGCACAUCUCCAACCUGCGAUAAGACAAGGAACAAAUGGGUUGAAUGUUGGCGUAAAUUACAAUAACAUUUCAGCACUAACUCUAUCAAAUCAAAAUCAACGAAAUCACCGUGCAAGUGCUUCCGAUUUAACUCCAGUUGUAGCGGUAGCUCCUAAAGCUUCAACAGCGCCAAAAUUCGAAUUUCACUUCUUACGUAAUCAAAAUUCUGAUCAACUCCAUCCUGAUCCCACUACAGUGCCACUCAUUUCAAGUGCUACUUUCAAUGAUGGCGAAACAGGCCCCGGUGCCGGAAGGCGUAACAACAAUGGAACUGUUAACAAAGUCAAUGGAGCUGGUCAACGUAGGUUUUCAAAAACCAAUGAUACUAUGAAACAGCAGGAAAUUGAUUAUGACGAAAUUGUAGUGGAUUUAUCUGUACUUGGUCUACCAUCUGAUAACAAGGAACCUAACCCAGUAUUGCGUCUGUUUGGUUUACUUCGAAAAAUGCAUUAUUAUUUGAACGACGUUUUGCCUUCAAAUGAUGAUAUUGAAUUGCAUGCUGGUAAAAUCCAGCCAGAUGCACAGGCAAAGUGCGCCAUGCCUUGUACUAUGAAUGUGCAAUAUCAAGUGAAACAGGCUGCACGAAAAUGUACAAUAUUUUUGUGUGACAUGCAACGAAUUUUGAACGCAAACAAAAUGUAUAGCAUGGAGUUGUACGUACAGUGUGAGCAGUCCUUAAAUAAGUUGCGCAAGUUGUUAACACAAUUUGAGACAUUUAAACGUAUUGAAAUGGAGCAUAAACGUGGACAAUUUGUCACCGAGAAAGCACGCACUCAAACGCAGGUGCUGGAACAGCUCGUAUCGCAGCUAAAUGAUCAGAUACGCGAAUUACAUAUAUAUGUGUACGCCUUCAAUUGGGCAGUGGAGCGCACAAAACGCUCAGCAGUAUAUAAUACUGCGUUGAAACAUGAAAUAAUCACAACAAAUAACAAUGAUUGCUUAGUUAAUGGAGAAGCAGCAAUAGCUACAACAUUUACUAGUUCUAAUUGUGAUGCGGUGGGAAAUGUAACGAGCGUAUCCAAUAGUCGCGCUGAACGACAAACGAUUUGCGUGGGUGAAACCCAUAACUCUGUGGUGGGUGCUGUCACCAACAUUUUAAACGAAACACUUGCUGAUCGACGCACUACGCGCAACAUUGGUGCCGUUUAGUGGUGGUAUUUAAUAUGCACAUUUGCAUCCGAAAAUUGUAUAUGACCCGAGUAUUUUUUUUAUAAAUUAUUUUAAAAUUUCCUUUAGAUGAUUAUAAUAUAAUUUUUUAGGUUUAUUUAUGUUUUAAUUAUACUUCAAAAUAUGUAUGGUAAUUUUUUUUAUUAAA
This is a messenger RNA of Zeugodacus cucurbitae (melon fly), 2656 nucleotides long. RefSeq lists its product as uncharacterized. The transcript is spliced from 4 exons. The record is from RefSeq and is a predicted model, not a curated record. NCBI's taxonomy places the organism in Eukaryota, Metazoa, Arthropoda, Insecta, Diptera, Tephritidae. The coding region runs from base 871 to 2490 and encodes 539 amino acids.